AUGAUUCCCUCUGCAUUUGCGUUUAUCCUUCUCCUGCCCAUUGCUACCGCAAGCGGCGGCGUGCACAAGCUCAAGCUCCAUAAGAUUCCUCGAGGAAAUGUUGACCCAACCAUAGAGUCUGCCUAUUUGUCGGAGAAAUAUAGUGGACAGCCCCAACUGCCGUUAAUGGGCACAGAUGGCCCGAGUCACCAGUUUGGUUCAAUCGGCGAUAAGAUGACGAAUGGCGGGCACAAAGUCCCGCUCAGUGACUUCAUGAAUGUUCAAUACUUCACGAAUGUCACUCUCGGUUCUCCUCCUCAGGAGUUCAGGGUUAUCCUGGAUACAGGUAGCUCAAACCUAUGGGUCCCAAGCACCAAAUGCAGGUCCUUCGGAUGUUCCAAGCAUGUGAAGUAUAAUUCUUCUGUAUCGUCAACGUAUCAGGAGAAUGGGACGGACAUCCAUAUCAAAUACGGCUCCGGCGACAUGGAAGGAAUCGUCUCAAAGGAUGUUGUCACCAUCGGCGACCUCAAAAUCGACGGACAGGAUUUUGCCGAAGCGACGAAAGAUCCGGGCCCAGCAUUUGCGUUCGGAAAGUUUGACGGAAUCUUCGGACUCGGCUAUGAUACUAUUUCCGUCAACCACAUUACGCCCCCCUUCUACAGCAUGGUCAACCAAGGAUUACUUGAUGCUCCUGUUUAUUCCUUCAGGUUCGGUUCCUCGGAGGAUGACGGUGGUGAAGUAGUCUUUGGCGGUAUUGAUGAAUCGGCAUACUCAGGGGAGAUCAACUAUGCUCCUGUUCGCAGCCGGGAACACUGGGAAGUCGAACUUCCUAAAUAUGCCUUUGGGGAUAAAGAGUUCGUUCUUGAAAAUACUGGUGGUGUGAUCGACACUGGGACCUCCCUCAUGUAUUUGCCUGUCGACGUUGCAGAGAAGCUGAAUGCCCAGAUUGGUGCGAAUAACAGGAAUGGUCAAUAUAUAGUUGAUUGCAAGAAAGUCCCUGAACUUCCCGACUUCACCCUUUGGUUCAAUGGGCAGGCCUAUCCUCUCAAGGGAAGUGACUAUAUUAUCGAAAACCAGGGCAGGUCAUCCCGCACGUGCACCAGUUCCUUCACUGGUAACGAUAUCUAUGGUGACGCACUAUGGAUUAUUGGAGAUGUUUUCCUGCGCCGCUACUAUACAGUAUUCGAUCUUGGAAAUAAUACUAUCGGUUUUGCGACAUUGAAAUAA
Fomitiporia mediterranea MF3/22 is the source of this 1206-nucleotide messenger RNA. RefSeq names its product endopeptidase. Gene Ontology annotation, biological process: proteolysis. The transcript has 5 exons. NCBI's taxonomy places the organism in Eukaryota, Fungi, Basidiomycota, Agaricomycetes, Hymenochaetales, Hymenochaetaceae. The coding region runs from base 1 to 1206 and encodes 401 amino acids. The record is from RefSeq and is a predicted model, not a curated record. Gene Ontology annotation, molecular function: aspartic-type endopeptidase activity.